Molecule: messenger RNA, 742 nt
Organism: Gossypium raimondii (Peruvian cotton)
Lineage: Eukaryota; Viridiplantae; Streptophyta; Magnoliopsida; Malvales; Malvaceae
Product: auxin-responsive protein SAUR36
Exons: 1
Coding region: 206-688 (160 amino acids)
Biological process (GO): response to auxin
Source: RefSeq, a predicted model, not a curated record
UUCUCUUUCUCCUGCUUCAGUAUUCACCCCUUUUCCUUCACUAUAUAAAAGACCAAACCUCAAAAGCCAACAAAACCAGAGAAACAUAACCAAAAUAGCUUCCAGACCCAUGUCUGAAACCAGACAUCAUUAACAAAUCCAACAAAAACCCAUUCCCCAAAUCUAUAUUUCAACACUACCCAUUUCAUUAUUUUUCGCAAAAAAUAUGAAGAAAAUUGGAGGGUUCAAGCUUCGACGCAAGCUGGUAACAGUUUUCAAAUGGAUAUUCCGACCCAGAAAAAGCAGCCGCUUCAGUAGUUUCUUAUCACGUCCGAUCCGAACCCGUAACCCAUUAUCCAGACUUUGUUCUUUCCUUCGACGGGGUAGAAUCAAGGGGAUGUCAAAUUCGGAUCCUGGAUAUAUCCAAUUGGGUGAGCAAGAAGUGAAGCGGGUUGAGGUACCCAAGGGACAUCUUGCUGUGUACGUGGGCGAAUCACAGAGUGACACGAGGAGAGUGGUGGUGCCUGUGAUUUAUUUUAAUCACCCACUGUUUGGGGAGUUGUUGAAGGAAGCGGAGCGGGUUUACGGGUUUAAUCAAUCGGGUGGGAUUACGUUGCCUUGUGGGAUUUCGGAGUUUGAGAAAGUGAAGAUGAGAAUUGACGAUUGGGAUCAUUGCCGACGAAAACAAUAUCGUCGCUAUUUGUUAUGAUAUUUAUUUUCCUCUUGUUUUUUUAUGGUGUAUAAAAUUUCUAAUUUUACCUAA